Hemiscyllium ocellatum (epaulette shark) is the source of this 1023-nucleotide messenger RNA. RefSeq names its product forkhead box B1a (gene foxb1a). Bases 1 to 1023 code for a protein of 340 amino acids. NCBI's taxonomy places the organism in Eukaryota, Metazoa, Chordata, Chondrichthyes, Orectolobiformes, Hemiscylliidae. The transcript has a single exon. Gene Ontology annotation, molecular function: RNA polymerase II cis-regulatory region sequence-specific DNA binding; DNA-binding transcription factor activity, RNA polymerase II-specific. Gene Ontology annotation, biological process: anatomical structure morphogenesis; cell differentiation; regulation of transcription by RNA polymerase II. The record is from RefSeq and is a predicted model, not a curated record.
AUGCCUCGCCCGGGUCGGAACACUUACAGCGACCAGAAACCGCCCUACUCCUACAUCUCGCUGACGGCCAUGGCUAUCCAGAGCUCCCCGGAGAAGAUGCUGCCCCUCAGCGAGAUCUACAAGUUCAUUAUGGACCGCUUCCCCUAUUACCGGGAGAACACUCAGCGGUGGCAGAACUCGCUGCGGCACAACCUCUCCUUCAACGACUGCUUCAUCAAGAUCCCCCGGAGGCCCGACCAGCCGGGCAAGGGCAGUUUCUGGGCCCUGCACCCCAACUGCGGCGACAUGUUCGAGAACGGCAGCUUCCUGAGGCGUCGCAAGCGCUUCAAGGUGCUGAAGGCGGACCACCUGGCGGCGGUGGGGAAGGGACCGGACGCCGCUCACUACCUGCAGCAGCAAGCCAAGCUGCGGCUCAGCGCCCUGGCCGUCUCUGCCAGCCCCCUGGCCCAGCUGCCCGCCGCCUACGGCAUGGCAGGAUCCCAGAGCGGCGGCUUCAAGCACCCCUUCGCCAUCGAGAACAUAAUCGCCCGGGAGUACAAGAAUGUGGUGGCCAGCGGUCUCGCCUUCCAGCCCCUGCCCCCCGGGUACCCCAUGCCCCUCACUUCGGUCGGGGGGAGCCUGGGCACCGGCUGGCACCACAUGUACAGCGCCAGCGUGAUGGACACAGCCCCGCCGGCGCCCCCGCCGCCUCCGCCCCCGCCCCCGCCGCCCCCGCCUCCCCACCCUCCUCUCUCCGUCCCCGGCGGGACCCCUGACUACAGCCCCUACGGCGUGCCCCUCAAACCCCUGCCCCACGUCGGUCAGACCCUGCCGGCCAUCCCGGUGCCGAUCAAAGCCAGCCCGGGCGCGGUGACCGCCCUGCCCUCGCUGUCCGGCCCGAUCUCCGCCCUCCUGUCCGGCGGCUCGGCGGGGGCUCUCAGCCCCGGCUCCCCGCCGCUCAGCAGCGGCCAUCGGAGUCCGAGUCCCGGGGAGACGCUGAGCGGGCGGCCCGGCGCCGCUCUGCAGUCGGUGGCAGUGCACUGA